AUGGCCGGCGGCAAAGGAAAAUCUUCAGGCGGGAAGUCUUCGGGAGGCAAGGUUGGCGCUGAUGGAGGAAAGAAACAACAAUCGCACUCCAGCAAGGCUGGUCUCCAGUUCCCCUGCGGUCGUGUCAAGCGUUUCCUCAAGAACAACACCCAAAACAAGAUGCGUGUUGGAGCCAAGGCUGCCGUCUAUGUGACUGCAGUCCUCGAAUAUCUGACUGCCGAAGUCCUCGAGCUUGCAGGAAACGCCGCCAAGGAUCUCAAGGUCAAGCGCAUCACUCCCCGCCAUCUCCAACUCGCCAUCCGGGGUGACGAAGAACUCGAUACCCUGAUCCGUGCCACCAUCGCCUUUGGAGGUGUUCUGCCACACAUCAACCGCGCUCUGCUCCUAAAGGUCGAGCAAAAGAAGAAGAAGAUCGAGGCUUGA
This is a messenger RNA of Lachnellula hyalina, 423 nucleotides long. It is a transcript of the gene HTZ1, whose product is annotated as Histone H2A.Z. The record is from RefSeq and is a predicted model, not a curated record. Bases 1 to 423 code for a protein of 140 amino acids. Lineage: Eukaryota; Fungi; Ascomycota; Leotiomycetes; Helotiales; Lachnaceae. Gene Ontology annotation, molecular function: DNA binding; structural constituent of chromatin; protein heterodimerization activity. Gene Ontology annotation, cellular component: nucleosome. The transcript has 3 exons.